Molecule: messenger RNA, 1446 nt
Organism: Strongyloides ratti
Lineage: Eukaryota; Metazoa; Nematoda; Chromadorea; Rhabditida; Strongyloididae
Product: Bystin
Exons: 5
Coding region: 1-1446 (481 amino acids)
Biological process (GO): rRNA processing
Cellular component (GO): cytoplasm; preribosome, small subunit precursor; nucleolus
Molecular function (GO): snoRNA binding
Source: RefSeq, a predicted model, not a curated record
AUGAUUCUUUUUUCUGUAGAGCUAUCGGGUUUAUAUUAUACUUUAAAUAUCAACCUAACUUUUGCAAAGAAUUUCUUUAUUGCUUUUGGAAUAAUAUUUACAAAAAUGGGUAAAAAAAAUAAGCUCAAAGGUGCUGUUGGAGAUAUUAUUGUAGGUCGUGAAGCUCCUUUAGAUGAACAAAUAAAAACAUCAGUUCAAGGAAAACAAAAAAGUAAUUUGCGCAUAAAAUCUAGAGAAAUUAGAAGAGUUAAAAAUGAAGAAUAUGUUAAUGGAAAACUUUCAGCCAAAGUUUUAAAGCAGGCUAAGGAACAAUUAUUAGAAGAAGAUGACAUUGAAAUUGAAAAUAAUAAUAAAGAUACUGUACCUGUUCCUAUUUUUAGUAAACCACAAAAACAAAAAAUAGGUAGUGAUGAUGAAGAUUCUGAAGAUGAUGCAAAUGAUUAUGAAUAUGAAGAAGAAAUUAUUGAUAUAGAUCAAGAAGAGGAAGAAGCAAUGAGUAAAUUUUAUAUCAAAGAAAAUAAUGAGGAGAAGCGUACAUUAUAUGAUAUAAUUAUGCAAAAAAUUGAAAUGAAUAAAGAAUCAAUCCAAAAAGAAGUAAGAUUUCAAGAUUUUGAUGACGUAACAGUAAAAGAGUUGGAUGCAAAAGUAAUUGAAAUGUUUACUAAAGUAGGUGAAGUUAUGGCUAAUUAUAGAUCAGGAAAAAUACCAAAAGCAUUCAAAAUAAUACCAUCAAUGGUAAAUUGGGAGCAAAUAUUGUCAUUAACAAAUCCUGAAAAUUGGUCUGAUAUAGCAUAUCUUGCAGCCACAAGACUAUUUACUGCUAACUUAAAUGACAAAAUGUGCCAAAGGUUUAAUUAUUUGAUUUUACUUCCAAAAUUAAGAGAAAGUAUUUCAAAGGAAAAGAAGUUAAAUUUUCAUUUAUAUCAAGCUUUGAGGAAAUCAGUUUUUAAAACAGCAGCAUUCUUCAAAGGUAUUAUUAUACCAUUAUGUGAAAGUGGAACUUGUUCUUUAAGAGAAGCAACUAUUUUUGGUUCUAUAUUACACAAAGUACAUAUACCUGUUAUGCAUGCUUCAGCGGCCAUGUUAAAAAUUGCUGAAAUGAGUUAUUCUGGAGCUAAUUCUUAUUUUAUAAAAGCAUUUAUUGAAAAGAAAAUUACCCUACCAUUUAGAGUAAUUGAUGGACUUGUUUUUCAUUUUUUGAAAAUGGAAACAGAUACAAGAGACCUUCCAGUAUUAUGGCAUCAAUCUCUUUUGACAUUUAUAAAACAUUAUCGUUCUGACAUUUCAUCUGAACAAAGAGAUGCAUUAAGAAGUUUAUUGAAAGUUAAAGUUCAUCCAAAAAUUACACCAGAAAUUAAAAAUUUAUUGACAUCAGCAGAAUCUAGAAACAUUGAAAGUGAAAAAAAUAUUCCUGAUUAUGUUUAUGAUGAAUCUAUGGAAUUUUGA